This is a messenger RNA of Quercus robur (English oak), 711 nucleotides long. RefSeq lists its product as uncharacterized. The transcript is spliced from 4 exons. The record is from RefSeq and is a predicted model, not a curated record. Bases 126 to 548 code for a protein of 140 amino acids. Lineage: Eukaryota; Viridiplantae; Streptophyta; Magnoliopsida; Fagales; Fagaceae.
AAUCACAAGAAGCGAAAAGAGGAGCAUUUCUUGCUUUUGUAGCUGUUGUCAUUCUUGGUGCUGCUCACUGCUCAACUGCUCAAGAAAGACAAAAGCGCUUUGAGUGUUGAGGUUAAUGCUAUGCUAUGGCUAUGGCUAUGGCUAUGGACUCCAAAAUUUCAAUGCCAGACUCCUCCAAACGCCUUCUUUUCGACCGUCGUUACGGUUGGGUAAUUGACGAAUGGAAAGACCCAUCUGAGGAAGCACUUGCUGGAGGCCGAGGAAUGUUUUGCAUACUGCCUCUAACAAAAGCUUUGAUGAAGACGGUUUCUCAAUCGGUUAGUCUUGCAGGGAGCUCUGCAGUUAAAGCUCUUGAAAGGACAGAACUAAUGUUGCCUCAGAUAGUCCAAGAUGAUCUAAAUGAUCAGCUUCAUAAGUUCAUGUCUUCAUUGGAGAAUCAAAAAUUCAACCAACUCUUCCUCAAAGAAAAUUUGCAAACAAAUGCAGUCAGUUGCUCUUCCCAUCUACAUAUGGAUAGCAGUGAAUCACAAGAUUCACAACUGGCCUGAAGCAAUUAGAUUUGACCAAGCCCUUUCACUUGAAUAUGUAUCCUUUAUAAACCAUUACUUUAGGCUUUUGUUUCUGUAGCAAGCUAGAUGAUAUUGUCUGUGAUUAUGAUAACAUUAUUUGCUGUUUGAAAUUUUUUAUUAAGAAAAAUAGGACUUAUCAAUU